Messenger RNA from Eimeria maxima, 1851 nucleotides. RefSeq lists its product as hypothetical. The transcript has a single exon. The record is from RefSeq and is a predicted model, not a curated record. Gene Ontology annotation, biological process: intraciliary transport; cilium assembly. The coding region runs from base 1 to 1851 and encodes 616 amino acids. Gene Ontology annotation, cellular component: intraciliary transport particle B; centriole; cilium. Lineage: Eukaryota; Apicomplexa; Conoidasida; Eucoccidiorida; Eimeriidae.
AUGCUGCCUCAGCACCCCACACAUUUCCCACGUUCAACUUCCUGCGUGCCGCCUCAAGAACAGCAGCAGCGUAUUGUUGUUGCAUUUGACGUUUCAAAGGGAGAGACUAUAGAUCCAAACAACCCUUCACUGCGACGCUGCUGUCGUCUGCUCCAGCAGUUGGGCUGCACUUGUGUCGUUAACCGAUCUCUUCUUAACCUAGAAAGGUUGCAACGCCACGACGUAUCGUUACUUAUUAUGGGCAAUCCACUCAAGCCGUUCACCGCAGACGAACUCCUGUCCCUGAAACUCUUUCUACAGACUCCUCCAACUGACACAACAACGCACCCUGCAGCGGCAAAUGUUCCGGUUGCGGUUACUUCUGCGGUUGCUGCUGAUGAGUCACAAACGUCGGCUGCGAUAGGUGCUGCCCCUUCGGUUGUUGCCGACGAACCCCACUUAUCAAUGCCUGCUGAGAAGCAACACACCACGGGAACGGGGUGGUCUACUAUGAGAAAAACAGGAAACAAUGGCGGUUUCGCCACUGCAGCAACAAAGACGAGUGUUCGGCAGGCCCGCAGCAUCUUCAUCCUCGGAGGCAGCAACAGCAGCAGCAGCAACGUGAAUUUCUUGCUUGAGGAAAUGGGCCUUUCUCUUGCUGCGGACUCUGUUAUUUCAGUCAUUCCUCCUACUCUGCCGCAGCAGCACAGUGGCAUUUACCACCCAAGAGAGGUAGUGCUCCAGCAAGAGCAGCUCGUAGGAGAGAAGAUACGGCAGGAAAUCCAACGACAGCAACAACAUGGCAAUACCAACAACAGGAGCGUCAGCGGGGACAGUGUUUUUGUUUAUCCUCACGGAUCCACUGUCUACGUGCAAAGCCCUGCUGUGCCACUGCUAUGUAGCAGCAACUCUUGCAGCCCUUCUCACAGACCACUCAUUGGUGCUGCUCCUGCCGCUGGAGGAGGGGUUGUUGUCGCUGCUGGUAGUAGCCAGCUGCUGCAGGACCCUUACUUGAAUCUUUACAGCAAUAUGGAGUUAGUGCGCCUGCUACUGCAGCUUCUUCUGGGUUAUGUGUCGCUGAAGCAGCUGCAGCCAACUAUAGGAGAAUCAACUGCAGCAAUAAGCAAGUACGUCCGGCAAACAGACACUGAAGUGCUAUCGGUGUUGCCUCAACCAUGCUUAGAGGCCCCGCCAGAUAUCCCUAGGGACUUUCGUCUGCUGCAUCAACAGCAAAGUUUUGCGCUGCAGCCGCGGCUGCUGCUGCAGCUGCAGCAGUUGCUACAGCAGAUAAAUACGAACCCAAUAGGCAGACCACUUGAACUAAUCAAUCCCGAAUUGAUGCAGCCCUUUCCGCCGCUAAGGCCUGCCCUACACCCACCAAUAACGCCGUCUUUCCCUGUUCCCUCUUUACCCUUAAUAGACUUGGACAGUCUCGUGAUGUCUUCUCAGCAGCUGCUACUUGCUGCAGCUGCUGCUGCAGCUGCAAGUUUUGGUGCAAGUGCGCAAGCUGCUUCUGCAGCGGAGUGCUUAACUAGUGUAGCACUGGAUCCUACAAAGUCGCACCCACAAGCAGCAGAAACAGCAGCAGCACCCCAGCCUCAUCGGGAAAGUUGUCUGGUGAACUUUAUCUUGACAGCUGCGAAAGUGACGGGUCUGUCGCUUCUCCAUGGGAGGCAGGAACAGCAAACUGGAGGUCAUCCACAGCAGCAGAAUGAUCAACCGCAACAUAAUCAUGACAAUGGGCUGUUGGAUCAAGUAUCAGGCAAGGAUGCCAGAGCUCGCGCUGCUCUGGUUCGUUUGCUCGUCUGCACCCUCGAGAGGCGUUGUAGCAAAACGAAGCAGCGGACUGGUGAUGCUGCAGAACCAGCUUGA